Babesia bovis T2Bo is the source of this 949-nucleotide messenger RNA. RefSeq names its product thioredoxin family protein. Lineage: Eukaryota; Apicomplexa; Aconoidasida; Piroplasmida; Babesiidae. The transcript is spliced from 5 exons. Bases 140 to 742 code for a protein of 200 amino acids. Gene Ontology annotation, cellular component: cytoplasm. The record is from RefSeq and is a predicted model, not a curated record. Gene Ontology annotation, biological process: microtubule cytoskeleton organization.
ACUCGAUAUCAUAACCCAGUAACUACUGGCUAAAAAGUGGUCACGGAGCCAUGUAACAAGAAUCGCAAAGUGAUUUUGCUCAAAGGGCAUCCAUAAGACAACAUCUACUUUAGCCCUGUUUAGAUAUAUACUGAUUAAAAUGGCAAGAUCAAACGACGUGGAAGAACUUGCCAAAAAGGUUAGGGAUAACGUGCUCACAGCACUGUUGGAGAAGGAGCGUGAAGUAGACGAAGAAUUAGAUAACAUAAAACACAUGGAGGCAAAAAUAUCGCACUUAAGAAAUGAUGAAACCCUGGAACGCUUCCGCGAAGCCAGAAUGCGCAAACUAAAGGAAAUAAACGCUAAAAGGAUGCAGUACAUGAACGAUGGAUACUGCAAACUUAUCGAUGUGGACUCAGAUUCGCAAUUCUUUGACGUCUGUAGAAACACUAAAUUCGUGGUGGCACACUUUUACAGACCUACCACCGUUAGGUCACAAUACCUAGAUGGGAAAAUGCACGAAAUAUGCCUAAACUACUUCAACACCAAGUUCAUACGAGUUAACGUAGAGAAGACACCCUUCCUAUGCGAAAGGUUCAACAUAUGGUGCAUACCAACACUCAUGAUCAUCAUCGACGGAAAGACAAACCAUAGCAUCAUAGGAUUCGAUGAAUUCGGAGGAGAUGGGUUCACAGUAGAUGACUUCACUAAAGUACUCAAUCAACAUGGAAUACAAACACCAGAAAGUGAUAAGUAUACAUAAGUGACAUUCAAUGUUGACAAGAGGAGACAAUAUGACAUCGUGGCGGACGCUUUGCCACCUCAUGUGGAAGCAUACGCGCUUCACAUGAGUCGAAAUAAUGAAAAACAAAAGAAUUGUGCUGUCCUUCCUUAGGAUGAUCUAAAACAGAAGUAAAUAAAAUUGGACAGAUGCUGAACUGAUUCAACAAGGCACCCCAUGAUUUUGUGA